AUGAAAGAUUCAAAGAAAACUUCUCAGCCAAUAACUAGCCAAGACACUUUGACAAAGGAACAAUGUCCUAAGAGGCAGAAGGAAGCAAUGAGUAAAGUGCCUUACUCAAGUGCAGUUGGGACUAUUAUGUACUUAAUGGUUUGUACAAGGCCAGAUCUGGCCUUUGCCAUAAGUACUUUGAGCAAAUACAUGGCAAAUCCAGGAAAGAUUCAUUGGCUUGCAAUGAAAUGGGUUUUCAGGUACCUAGUAGGGACACCUAAGGUUGGACUCAUCUACAAGCAACAGAAGUUCAGCACCAACAUAGAAGGAUACAGCGAUGCCGACUAUGCCGGGGACAGAGACAGCAGAAAGUCUACUUCAUCUUACAUGUUCCUACUUGGAGGAAACUGUGUGAGUUGGAAAGCCCAACUCCAACCUGUGGUUGCACUUUCAACAAACGAAUCGAGUACAUAUCAACCACGAAGCUAUUAA
Messenger RNA from Cannabis sativa, 471 nucleotides. Its product is annotated as secreted RxLR effector protein 161-like. The transcript has a single exon. The coding region runs from base 1 to 471 and encodes 156 amino acids. NCBI's taxonomy places the organism in Eukaryota, Viridiplantae, Streptophyta, Magnoliopsida, Rosales, Cannabaceae. The record is from RefSeq and is a predicted model, not a curated record.